Molecule: messenger RNA, 815 nt
Organism: Dimorphilus gyrociliatus
Lineage: Eukaryota; Metazoa; Annelida; Polychaeta; Dinophilidae
Source: the annotation of a GenBank genome assembly
AAUAUUCCAACUUUCGUAUCAUCUUCUACUUUCUGGUUACUUCCAACAUGGCAUCUAAAGAUUUAACAACGAUUUGCCUCUUCGACGUGGAUGGCACCUUGACACCUUCUCGAAAUAGAAUACAGCCAGAUAUGGAUAACUUUCUUCAAGAAUUAUCGAAAAAAGUUGUAGUAGGAGUAGUUAGUGGAUCUGACCUGAGUAAAAUAGCGGAACAAUUGGCAUCAGAAGGAUCAAGUAACUUGGUUGAAGGACUUCUUAAAAAGUAUGAAUACGUAUUCCUUGAAAACGGUUUAGUUGCCUAUCAUAAUGAAGAAUUGAUUACCAAGCAGAGUAUAUUGAAAUUCUGUGGUGAAGAGAAACUACAAGAAUUCAUAAAUUUUACAUUACAAGAAUUAUCUAAAUUGAAAUUACCAGCGAAACGUGGAAAUUUCAUCGAAUUUCGAAGCGGCUUAAUAAACGUCUGCCCUGUCGGGCGUAGCUGCAGUCAAGCGGAAAGAGACGAAUUCGCUGCCUAUGAUAAAGAGCAUAACGUUCGCCAAAACUUGGUACAGAAGUUAAAAGAGAGAUUCCCAGAUGCUGGUCUAAACUUUGCAAUCGGUGGUCAAAUAAGCAUUGAUGUAUUUCCUAUUGGAUGGGAUAAACGUUUUUGUUUGGAGAAAGUUAUCGAGAAAGGCUUCAAGACUAUUCAUUUCUUUGGCGAUAAAACUCAACCGGGUGGUAACGAUCACGAAAUUUUCGAAGAUGAAAGGACUAUCGGACAUACUGUCAAGAAUCCUUCAGAUACAAUCGAACAACUAACCAAAAUGUUCUUCUAG